Populus nigra (black poplar) is the source of this 1803-nucleotide messenger RNA. Its product is annotated as probable galacturonosyltransferase-like 7. The transcript has a single exon. The coding region runs from base 477 to 1583 and encodes 368 amino acids. Lineage: Eukaryota; Viridiplantae; Streptophyta; Magnoliopsida; Malpighiales; Salicaceae. The record is from RefSeq and is a predicted model, not a curated record. Gene Ontology annotation, cellular component: Golgi apparatus. Gene Ontology annotation, molecular function: glycosyltransferase activity.
AUUUCUAUUCUACGGUGGAAAACACAAAGCAAAGCUGAAAAAAGAGAAGAAAAGCAAGCGCCUCUUGCUCUUCUCUACUGCUCUGUCUCUCUUUUCUGCUCCUCUCAUCUUUUCCUUUUUUUCUUUGCGGGAUAGGGUGGGUGCAAGUAAAAGAGGUGGAGGGGGGGUUAGAGUGCUCGGUGGCGCACGCUAGCACCAGGGGGCCUAAUUGUACGCCCUGGUUCAUCUCAUGGAUUCCUCUAUUCGCUUCGGUCUCACGGCAAUUCUACAUUGAAAAGGGAAAGAGAGAGAGAUCGAAUCGAAACUUUACUUUCCUUUAAUUCAAUCUACCAUUUGCUGUAGAGUCUUCAACAAUUCUGGCGGACCUCAAAGGAACCCUAGCGUUCCUUCGAUUGUCCUUUAUCUCAAUAGUGGCAGAUCGGUUCGAUUUUAAAUCAAAGUACAAGAAGAAGAGAAGAGGGAUUUAUGGUGCAAAGAUGCUUUGGAUUCUACGAUUCUCAGGCUUCUUCUCUGCCGCAGUUGUGAUGAUUAUACUCUCUCCUUCUAUCCAAUCCUUCCCCCCAGCUGAGGCCAUUCGCUCCUCCAAUCUCGACGGCUACCUCCGUUUCCCCAUCCUCCCCUCCCCUCCCGAUUACCUCCCUCAACUAUCCUUCCGAAGGUCGACCAUAUUCCGCAAUGCUGAUGAAUGCCGCUUCUCUGCCCGCCAAAUCAGGGGCAAAACCAGUGUCUGUGAUCCUUCAUUGGUUCACAUAGCGAUUACUCUCGAUGUGGAGUAUCUUCGUGGUUCAAUCGCGGCUGUUCACUCAAUUUUGCUUAACUCUUUGUGUCCAGAGAAUGUUUUCUUCCAUUUCUUAGUCUCUGAGACCAAUCUGGAAUCCCUAGUUCGAUCCACUUUCCCUCAAUUGAAGUUCAAAGUGUAUUAUUUCGAUCCGGAGAUUGUACGCAGCCUCAUCUCGACUUCAGUUAGGCAAGCGCUUGAGCAGCCACUCAAUUACGCCAGGAAUUAUUUGGCUGAUUUGCUAGAGACCUGUGUUAAAAGAGUGAUCUAUUUGGACUCUGAUCUUGUUGUCGUUGAUGAUAUCGCAAAGUUGUGGGCUACUAAUUUGGGUUCUAGAACAAUCGGAGCUCCAGAAUAUUGUCAUGCCAACUUCACAAAGUAUUUCACUUCGGGUUUCUGGUCUGAUAAGCGUUUUUCAGGGACAUUUCGGGGGCGGAAACCCUGUUACUUUAACACUGGAGUGAUGGUGAUAGAUCUGGUGAAAUGGAGACAUGCCCAAUAUACGAAGUGGAUUGAGAGGUGGAUGGAGGUCCAGAAGAGUGACCGGAUCUACGAUUUGGGUUCCUUGCCGCCGUAUCUUUUGGUAUUUGCGGGAAAUGUGGCGCCGAUUGAGCACCGGUGGAACCAGCAUGGGUUAGGUGGUGAUAAUGUGAGAGGUAGUUGCCGGGACUUGCAUCCGGGUCCGUAUAGUCUAUUGCAUUGGUCAGGUAGCGGAAAGCCGUGGCUCAGGCUCGACUCAAAGCAACCGUGCCCUCUUGAUUUCCUGUGGUCACCAUACGAUUUGUACGGACACUCGCGUUUAUAAAUUCUACUCGCCGGUAAAUUUAUUACCCGUCAGGAUCUUUUUUUUGUUAAUUUCUUUCUUCUUUUUUGUUCUUUAAUUUCGUUCUUCCUAUGACCUCAUUUUUUUUCUUUGAUUUUAAUAUCAAAUCAUUUCUGAGGCGAUUUGUAUUCUAUUCUAUUAUUCCUGCCUUUGAAAAAUAAAAAUAUAUAUAUAAAAAAUAAGGGAGACAUUCAAUUUGUUA